AUGGUAACAUUCAGUGAUGUGACUGACAUCCACAAGAUGCAGCCUCCAACCUGUAUUCCCACUCCAAUGUCUCCAGGCUUGCGGCGCAAGCAGCUGCUGUGGCAGAACGCUGUCAAACACAUCAUCAGCCAGCGAGAGCUGAGGGAGCAAGUUGGUGUGGAGCCAGCCCGGAAGAUUUACGCCACUGAUGACUAUAUCGAGGAAAUCAACCAACAGAUACGCAGUAAAGCAUCACGGGGCAUGACCAAACGGCGUUCCUCAGCAGCAAGAGUACAUCCAUCCUUUUUUGGAGAACGUAGCAGCUCCUCGUCUUCACAGACCGGAACAGCUACACACUAUAUUAGUGAUGCCGACUUUUUUGCUCACUGGGGCCACACCAUCCAUGGGGUGUAUGUGCCAACAUUGAGACACACCUUUAAAUCACGAGACCUUGAGAAACUCUACCAGCGGCAUUCUUCACACACUAGAAGAACCUCUUUAGUUGUCACUAACAUCAUAGAUGCAGCUGCCAAACUGCACCUACUUUUUCUCUACCUGGCCUUGGCUCCAGAGGGUUCAGACACACUGCUGGGCUGUUUCACAGGGUUCUUCAUGGCCUGUGCUGUUGCCCUGUGUGUUUUGGUACUCACCUGUAAACGUUCACAUUCACCAAAAUGGUUGCAUUAUGCUGGCAUGGCUAGCUGGCUGUCACAGACUGCUCAGGUAUUGGGUGGACUGGCAUAUGGGUUGGAGAGAGACCAAUCCUGGUAUGUUCUGUUUACUUUAUUUGCCACAUACACUCUGCUGCCACUGCCACUGCUCUGGGCCAUUGGAGCUGGCACACUUACCUCCACACUGCACCUAAUUGCAGAGACUAUAUGCCACUUCGGUGAAGUGGGACUACUGAGAAAGAUUCUUUCCAAGGCUUUAUUGUACAUAAGCAUGAAUGUGGCGGGUCUGUUUGUCCAUUACCUGACAGACCGAUCCCAGAGACAAGCCUUUUUGGAGACACGCCGCUGCAUCGAAGGCCGCAUGAAACUGGAAACAGAAAACCAGAGACAGGAGCGUUUAGUUCUGUCUAUCCUUCCUCGCUUUGUUGCCUUGGAGAUGAUUGCUGAUAUGACUUCUAUGGAUGAUGAGCUUGUUCCACAGCAAUUUCACAAAAUAUACAUCCAUCAGUACAAAGACGUCAGUAUCCUCUUUGCUGACAUAAAGGGCUUCACACUGUUAUCCAUGAACAUGUCCGCUCAGGAGUUAGUGCGCUUGCUCAAUGAGCUUUUUGGACGUUUUGACCGGCUAGCUGAGGAGCAUCACUGCAUGAGAAUAAAGAUCUUGGGGGACUGUUACUACUGUGUGUCUGGAGUGCCAGAGCCCCAGAGGGCACAUGCCCGCUACUGUGUGGAAAUGGGACUAGCCAUGAUCAGCACCAUACGAUCUGUAAGAAAGCAACUACACUUAGAUAUGGACAUGCGGAUUGGGAUCCACUCUGGCACUGUUUUGUGUGGUGUUCUGGGCCUACAGAAAUGGCAGUUUGACGUUUGGUCCUGGGAUGUCGGCAUUGCCAACAUGCUUGAAGCAGGGGGUAUUCCUGGACGCAUCCAUAUUUCACGCGCUACCCUAGACUUCCUAGAGGGGAACUACAAAACAGAAGAUGGGCGUGGAUAUGAACGCAAUGAGUUUCUACGAAAACACAACAUUGACACUUUCCUUAUCUGCCACAAGGAAGAGGACCUAGAUGAUGUGGAAACGGAACCUCGGAAAACCCAGCAAAACAGCCACCCUUGGAACAUGGAGAUCUUGGCCUCCUUCACCAAUGGCUCUUACACACAGCUUCCUAAUUCAUUAGCACACAGAUCCAAGGAGAUAAACAAACGCAUCGACCAUGCCAUCGAUCUACGCAGUAGCGAGCGAAUGCGUCAGGAACACAUCACUCCAGUCACACUGGUCUUUAAGGACAUGAACAUUGAAGAGAAGUUCUCACAGAUGAGGGAUGAGAUGUUUAAGACCAAUUUGGUCUGCUCCUUCAUCAUGCUCCUCCUGCUUAUGGCAGUCCAGGCCCUCAUCCCUGCGCCCAGGUUAUAUUAUUGGACAGCAGUCCAAUUCAGUCUAUUCUUCCUGGGCUAUCUGUUACUCCUGGUGAUGGUCCUAGCUGAGGAGUUCAAAUGUUCUCCCAUUGUUCUUCAGCAGUUCUGCUGCUGGAUUCAUGAGAACAACACUAUGCGCAACUUGCUCACCAUCACAGCCAUUGCCAUCAACUUUGGAAUGGUCCCCUGUGACAUGAUAUGGUGUAACACUGAGACAGGAGAAACAAGCACCAAUGAAACAGAGGAAGGGACCAGCCAGAAGCCACUGACUCUCUGCUCCUAUCCAGAGUUCUUGGUACUAAAUGGGGUGGUUUCGAUGGUGACCUGUGCUGUUUUCUUGAGGCUGAGCUCACUGUUGAAGUUGACUAUUCUAUUGCUGGUGGUGAUGAUCUAUGCAUACUUUAUCGAAGUGUCCUUUCACAUUCUGUACAUAAACCAAUCAGGGCAGGAACAGUUAAGUAGGUCUCACUUCCUCAGAAGAAAGGGAGUCUCAAUUUUGUUGAUGGCAAUGUUUGUCAUUGCUGUGUUCUACAAUGGUCGAAGGUGGGAGGCAACAACCAGGCUGGACUUCCUGUGGCGUCUGCAGGCUCAGCAGGAAGUUCAAGAGAUGAGAGACUUGAGAGAACACAAUGAGUGUCUGCUGCAUAACAUCUUGCCUACACAUGUCGCUCAUCACUUCCUAGAGAGGAACAGAAAUAAUGAGGAGCUGUAUUCGCAGUCCUAUGAUGAGGUGGGGGUGAUGUUUGCCUCCAUCGCAGGCUUUAAUGACUACUAUGAACAGAAAGCGAUCAAACAUGAGGGGGUUGAGUGUCUCAAACUGCUCAACGAGAUAAUUUCAGACUUUGAUGAGCUGUUGGAGGAGUCAUAUUUUUUGGACAUUGAGAAAAUCAAAACCAUUGGCAGUUGUUACAUGGCAGCGUCUGGCCUAUCUCCUGAUAAACAGUCUCAUGUUGUAAAUGACUGGCAUCAUCUCAGUGAGCUGGUUCUGUUUGCUCUGGCUAUGCAGGAGACCCUGAGAGAAACCAACAAACAUUCCUCUAACAAUUUCCAGCUCCGCGUUGGAAUUGCCCACGGUCCUGUUGUUGCCGGGGUUAUAGGCGCAACCAAACCCCAAUAUGAUAUCUGGGGCAUGACAGUGAACUUGGCAAGUCGGAUGGACAGCACUGGGGUCAAUGGAAGGAUUCAGGUUCCUGAGCCCACGCGCAAUAUUCUGGCAGAUUGGGGCUUUGUGCUAGAGUUGCGAGGAGAGAUAUUCAUAAAGGGUGUCAGUGAGAGGAAAGGGCGUGUCCGAACGUACUUCAUCAGCACCAAAAGGCGUCAGAUGGCAAUCAAUGGGAUUUCCAACAGAGAAAAAAAUGGGCGCAAUGGGAGGACUACUCUGGCUGCUGUGGUCUUCAGCCUUGUGCAAGCCAUUCACAGAGAGAAACAGAGAGGCACCAAUGGAGGUUUACCAUUGCCAAACAGCAAUUUUAGCAGUUUAAGAUUAUGAUGUAAAGCAUCAAGCCAGAGUUCAUCAUGACCUGAUGGGCAUUCAGUUGAGACAACAACACUGCCUUUUUCAAAAUGAUACCUCAAGGUUAAUUACUUUUAUAGACCAAAUGAUGUCUCAUUGUAACCUCAUAUGGACUUGUUUAUAGAGUACAAACUGAAUCCCCAUAUGGACUUGUCUAUAGAAUUAUCAAAAAUUAUCUUUUUUGUAUUAUCUAUUUAUGUGUUUAACUUGAGACUUGUCUCUUAUAAUAAAACUAAAUCUAACUUGCCACAUGUUCAGUAAGGUUACUGCCGAUUAAAUGCGAUUUGACACCUUGAGGGCACAUAGUUUACUGAAGUACAGCCAAUGUAAAUGUCCAUAUUAUUUUAAAAAUGCAUGUAAUUUUCACUUGUGCAGAACUGCACCUAAUCCAUGCUGAGACAGGAUAAAAAUACCUCAUGUACUGUUUAAACAAAUAGUAUAUUUGACUUUUUACAGCAUGGCCUGUGAUCAAUAACUAAAAUCCUUUUGUACAUUUUAAGAUUAUUAAUAUAGAUUAAGAGAUUUUUUUUUGUUUUUUUUAUUGUAAAAACACAUUUAUUUACAGUUGAAGU
Molecule: messenger RNA, 4148 nt
Organism: Xyrauchen texanus (razorback sucker)
Lineage: Eukaryota; Metazoa; Chordata; Actinopteri; Cypriniformes; Catostomidae
Product: adenylate cyclase type 8-like
Exons: 18
Coding region: 1-3552 (1183 amino acids)
Biological process (GO): intracellular signal transduction; cAMP biosynthetic process; adenylate cyclase-activating G protein-coupled receptor signaling pathway
Cellular component (GO): plasma membrane
Molecular function (GO): adenylate cyclase activity
Source: RefSeq, a predicted model, not a curated record